Molecule: messenger RNA, 972 nt
Organism: Helianthus annuus (common sunflower)
Lineage: Eukaryota; Viridiplantae; Streptophyta; Magnoliopsida; Asterales; Asteraceae
Product: protein GLUTAMINE DUMPER 2
Exons: 1
Coding region: 65-532 (155 amino acids)
Biological process (GO): regulation of amino acid export
Source: RefSeq, a predicted model, not a curated record
CAACUUUUUUAUCCAUUACAAACAUUAACAAUCUACAAAUUCUCUCAAUCACCAUCUUUAUUAAAUGUCUGUACAAUCUGUUCCUUCUAUGGCUCCGUCUUCUCCAGAGCCUAUUCAACGCUCACCAUGGCACUCACCGGUACCAUACCUGUUUGGAGGCCUAGCUGCUAUGCUUGGUCUCAUUGCUUUUGCUCUCUUGAUCCUGGCCUGCUCCUACUGGAAGCUCUCCGGGGAUAUGGACAACGGUGGAGAACAAGAGCGAGACAUCGAGGCUGGAGAUUCCAAACCCGAUAAUCACGAAAAGAAUCUACCCCCGGUUUUCGAAGAGAAGUAUCUAGUAAUCAUGGCAGGACAAGUAAAACCAACGUUUAUCGCAACGGCUGUUUCGAGCCGAGUGUCGUCCUUUGGUAGUUGUAGUUCUGGGGACAACUCUAAGGACGAUAGAUCGAAGACAUUGGAUGAGGAAACGAUGGAGAAGGAGAAACAAGUGACGAGCAUCAUAAACCGGGAGGUUAUGGAUCAGGUCCCUUAAUAAUUUAGAGAUAAAAACAAAAAUAUUCAUCUUUUUGUUAACUUAUUCUUGGAGUGAAUGUGGGAUUCAAGCUACAUUUAGUGAAAUAUGCUAACAUUCCAUUGGUGAUCAAAGGGCAUCAUCUCCUACUUCCUUAUUUUACAUGACCCGACCUGAUCCGAUCCGUUAUGGACCGAUUUUUUUUAUGUAGCUUGGGGUCUAAAAUCUAUAAAAAAAUUUCCGCACCCCCAUGAAAAAAAAAUCUUGGGUCCGCCACUGAAGAAACCUGAGAAGUUAAUGAGGGAUUUCUAAAGUUUUGUGCUAAAUGUGUUACCCCCUCUUGUUUUACAUUUUUACUUGUUGCACUCCUCGUUCAACUUGUUAUAUCAGUAACGCUCCAUGUGCUUCAUCAGACGAUGUGUAUGUAUAAAAUGAUGAAUUAAAAAACUAUUUCAAAUGAA